Molecule: messenger RNA, 1647 nt
Organism: Rosa chinensis
Lineage: Eukaryota; Viridiplantae; Streptophyta; Magnoliopsida; Rosales; Rosaceae
Exons: 4
Coding region: 1-1647 (548 amino acids)
Source: RefSeq, a predicted model, not a curated record
AUGUCGCCGCAACCCGUUCCUAGAUUGGCAGAUGUGCUAAGGGCAUUCGAAGCCCUAGGGGAAGCCUGCGAGGCAGAAACCUGGUUGAAGCAAAUCCAGAAGAUCAUGGAGAUCAUACGGAUAGCGGAACAAUACCGUGUGUCCCUAGCUGCACACCAGCUUGUCGGGGAGGCUGACAACUGGUGGGAUACCGUCCAUAACCUACGGAUUGUCAUUGACCUGACUCGGGCAGAGUUCGAGCAACUCUUCCUGGUGCAGUUCUUCCCACCUGCUCUUAAGUACGUGCCAGCAAUCGCCAACGACAAUCGGAUGAAGAAACAGAGGUUCAUGGAGGGACUCCGAGACUCGAUUCGAUGCGAGUUACGCUCGGACAUUGCCUUGAGCUACAAUGAGACCAUAGCCGCCACCUACGCCAUCGAGGCUGAUGAAGUUGCACAUCCAAGAUGUGGGGAUGGCCAAGGGAGCUCUCACCCUCGGAGGAAUCGUUGGGCGCACCGGAGGAAGCCCCGAGGAGGGAACUCCCAAGGAUAUACCAGUUCCAGCAGUAGUAGUGGUUCUUCGAGAAGAUGGGGCCUUGCACCCUACACCUGUUUUGCUUGUGGCCAACCCAGAAACACCAAGAUUCGCUGCCCAUUUGUUAACAACUCACAAGGAGCGUUUUCUGGCUCGGGAUUCCAGAAUCCAAGGCCAACUCAGUCACUGUCAACUCAGAUAUCGCCAGCACCCUACCGACAACCAAACCAUACUCAGCAGCAUUAUCGACCACCUCAGCCGCUAGCAGCAAACCGAGGAAGAAACCGUGGAGGACGCAACCAGGGAGGACGUGGACAACUGCAUGCAAUCACCGGUGGAGAUACUACUGAGGCUCCUGGCUCUAGCACCGCACUAGCUGGUACAAUACUCAUCUCUAACUCUGAGGCAAGAGUACUAUUCGACACUGGUGCAUCACAUUCAUUCACAUCUACAUUGCUAGCAGAGUCCCUAAGAUUAGAACCAACACCGCUAGGCAAAGUUUUCAACUUUAGCACACCGCCUGGUGUGGGAACUGGUGUAGACAAAGCCUAUAGGAAGUGCCAAGUUGUUAUUGGCGGUCAGAAGCUCCAGGCUGAUCUCUUUCUGAUUGAGUUGAAUGACUUUGAUCUAAUUCUAGGGAUGGACUGGCUGAGCAAGUACAGAGCACUCAUCGAUUGCGAUCGACGCGCUGUACGAAUCACGCCACCGAGCAAGGAGACCUUCAAAAUAAAAAUGGUGGGACACCUCUUACCUCCAAGUUCACUACUGAAGGCUUGUUUCCGAGGGAGGAGAACACUCGCUUGCUACAACAUCAUCACUGCAGGGGAAAAGGCAAACAUGGAGACUAACAGCUACGUGCCGAUCGUAGACAAGUACCCUGACAUGUUUCCGAAGGAGCUACCAGGAUUACCCCCGAAUCGUGAAGUAGAGUUCCACAUUGACCGGGUUCUCGGUACCGAGCCAAUCUCGAUACUGCCAUAUCGGAUGGCACCGGCUAAGAUGAGCGAACUGAAGUUACAACUAGAGGAUCUCGAGAGCAAAGGGUUCAUCCGAAAAAGUUCAUCACCUUGGGGAGCUCCUGUGUUGUUCGUUAAGAAGCAUGACGGGACGCUAUGUCUAUGCAUAGACUAUUGA